Messenger RNA from Blastomyces dermatitidis ER-3, 912 nucleotides. RefSeq lists its product as uncharacterized. NCBI's taxonomy places the organism in Eukaryota, Fungi, Ascomycota, Eurotiomycetes, Onygenales, Ajellomycetaceae. The transcript has a single exon. Bases 1 to 912 code for a protein of 303 amino acids. The record is from RefSeq and is a predicted model, not a curated record.
AUGAUGAUUCUUCACACUCACACUCUGCCAGUGAACAUCCUUCUGAAGCUUUUGAAAGCUCCAUUGAUGAGCUCCAUUGUCGAAACACCCUCUCGAUUCGAAGCUGGUUUGAAUACAGCUCCUGACACGGUCAGGCCGGCCCCCCAAUCUACUCGACAGCUUGAUGAAGCUGGUUCUCUUGAUGAGAAUAUUGGACACCCAGAUGUCUACCGUUCGGGCGGGGCAAUAUCAGACCAACAGAUGGAACAUCUCAAGAUGACAUUUGAGAUAGAGAAGGAGAGGUGUAGAGUCCUAGAACUCGAACUACAACUGGAAAAACUCCGUCAACAGAGAUUCUCUACAGAUCGAUCACAGAAUGUCAACAAUCAUCCUGUCACCAUCUCAACAGCUACAACAGCUACAAUGCACAAUCUGAAGAUCCUAUUCAAUGCAGCCUGCAAAGCGGCUGCGGCGAUUCCUUCAGCGACACCAGGCCUACCAACUGCGGCCUGUAAAGAGAUUGCAGCAAUUCCUGAUCCAUCAAUUGAUGAUCUGUUCAUUGAUGAGGAAAUCCAACCUGAGUGUCCAUUAUUUCUCAUACCCACUAAUAAUUGGUGGAUUGACUAUGAUAUCUCCGCGAGAAUACCUACCCUUUUAGUGCAGAAUACACUGAACUCCUCAGAACUCACAGUUGAAUCUGAUGAUUCUCUGACAUCUACAAGAGAUAUCACUACAGUGGGGGAAGCUUCAGUGAGGGACAGUCUUGAAGACCUACCCACCGAUCCCAAGAUCGCUGCACUUCCAAUCCUGAAAAACCUCACGCGCGCCAAAGCUUCCAUGAAAUGGAAGUAUUAUUACAAGGCCUGUGUUAAAGAGGUCAACUGUUUGAAAUAUACACGUUGGAAAGAGAAUAUAAAGAAGAUAGGGAGAUAG